CUUGUUUUAAUCACUAUUGAUAAAAUAGACUUGUUACAUGCAGUUUGUUUGGUUAAGGCAUAUUCUUGUUGAUACUUUUUCUCACAAAGCUCUGCAUAAUCAUGUUUCAUAUCAUAAACUUCUCCUUCCACAUUGUUUCCCUCCCCCCUCCAACUACCUCCACCACCACUAUCACCUCCAAAUAAAAACCCCUAAAUUUGUUAAAAAACAAAUUUGUUUAAAUUAAAUGGCGUUGUAUUAUUAUUAAAUGUGCUAUGUUUAAAUUAUCAUUUUUUUAACGUUCUUCCAAAUCCCAAUAAAUGAUCAUAUCAUUGGAAUUUAAUUCAAAUUCGAAUUCUACGUCUUCUAGAAACUGAAUUUCAUGAACU
Molecule: messenger RNA, 368 nt
Organism: Cokeromyces recurvatus
Lineage: Eukaryota; Fungi; Mucoromycota; Mucoromycetes; Mucorales; Mucoraceae
Exons: 1
Coding region: 38-226 (62 amino acids)
Source: RefSeq, a predicted model, not a curated record